AUGUAUGGACAAAGCACCAGCAAUAGUAACAAUGGAGUACAAAUAUGUGUCGAGCCUUUAAGUGAAUGGAAAAUUCAAGAAAUUACUUACGACGGCUUUGAAAAAUAUAUAAAACCUAGCGAUUUUAAAGACGUUCUCAGAAAAAAUGCUCGUCGAAUAAAAUGGCGUAAAAUUGUUGGAAAUGAUUCUAGUUUGGAUAGAGCUCCAAUAGAUGAAGAUUCUGAUGAUUCUGAGGGUGAAGGAAAAGAUGACAACCAAAAGAAGAGUGAGGCUGUUAAAACUCCAAGUGCUUUAAAUAUUCAUGAACCUGUUGCUGGUCCGUGGGCUGCUGUUGGGAAACAUUUACAUAAUGCUUUACAAGAAGUCCAUAUUCUCUUAGACGCUCUCAAGAUCACUUCUCGAACCUAUUAUUUAUCACCAUCAGUGAACGCUUUAAUUCAAGAUGACAUGCCAGAACACGAACAAAUUGCAUAUUCAAAGACUUAUCAAUUAUGUACUCGGAAAAGGGCACUAAUCGACGCCACACGUCUCAUCGAAAAAAUGGUUAAAUAUCGACAACAAGUGGUUGUGACACCUGUAGAUACUGGGGAGGGGAAUUUUACAAAGGAGCUCCGCGAAUUACGCGAAAAUUGGCGCGUUCGAAAAAGUGGCUCAACCAUUUAUGGGGAUCUUGGCUAUAAAACUUAUGUCCCAAAAUUUGCUCCACAAGAAAUUUUUGAUGUUUUUCAAAAAACACAAAUUUCUCGGCAGCUUGGAAUUGUGCGUUUUAACAAUCCUUCUUAUGUUGGAGUUAAUAUUGCACACAAUUUGUGUUUUAGAUCGAAACUUGUUGUGCUAAUUGAACCGGAUGACGAAAAAAGUGCACUUUUAUUAUACAAAAACAGACCUACACAACAAUCAAUAAAUGAGGACCAAAUAAAACAUAUUCAUUGGAAGCAAGCACUUCCUUGGGCACAGGAUACCUUAAUUUGUAAAGAUAUACUUUCACAGUUAAUAAACGAAUCAGUUUCCGCUCAACAAAACGAUGCUCUAGUUUCUAUUGCAACAGAAAAUUCAAUUGUAAUUUCCUUGUUCGAUGGAUUGUUGAUACGUGUGACUCUGCAUUCAUUUCCUUUUUUGGAAAGGGUUUUUUUAAAUAUUUUUCCGACCCAAAAAAAAUUUUUAAAGGAAGAAUUGUCUCCGUCAGAAGCAGGAAUUCCUUUUCUUUCCCAAACUCUUCGAGAACUUUUUCUAGCCGAACAUACAAGCAAACCUAAAAGAGCUCAACAAUUUGUUACGCUACCACAAACAGCAUUACCUGAAAGUUUGGAUAUGCGUGGACCUCAAGCUAUUUGUUUGGAAGAGGUUUGUUUGUUGUUUUAUGGGAGGGGAACUUUCUUAGGAGAAAGGGAGAGAACUUAUAGCUUAAGGGUCUUGGUUUCCUAUUUCCCUGAAACCCUGGUUCUUUCACGUAUGAAAACGUCCAAUUCUUUAAUCAAAAAAUUUGUGGAUCGUUGUUCCCAUUAUCAACUCGUAGUUAGAACAAUUGAUUUUUUACAAGAUUAUUCAAUUCAUUUUUGUGAUCCACAGCCUCAAUGGAAAUGGGUACGUGUUACACCCAAUUUUACUCUAAUUUCUCUCAAUUUUGUAAAUAGAGGAUUUGAAAAUCUUGCAAAGUAA
Messenger RNA from Meloidogyne enterolobii, 1659 nucleotides. The record is from the annotation of a GenBank genome assembly. Lineage: Eukaryota; Metazoa; Nematoda; Chromadorea; Rhabditida; Meloidogynidae.